AUGCGGACGCUACUACUUCUGGCUAUAAUUUCAUUGAGCAGUGCCUACGUCAGUCCGCACUGGUAUACGCAAUGCUUCAGGAGGAACCUCCGUGUCGGCGACCUGAUCAGGGUCAAGGGGUCGAUCAUUUCCGGAGCAACCCGUUGGACGUGCAACAUCGCGAUGAGUGAGAUGAACAACAUCAUUCUUCAUGCUGAUCACAGAAUUCGUCCAACGCGCGUCGAGGGGGCUCGCGGGACCUACGUGAAUAUUCGACCUGGGAUGGGUGGUUGGGUACACAAGAAUUAUCACGCAGCCAUCCCGUUUUCCGGUGGACCGUUCGAGAUGAGCUUUCGAAUAAUCGCUGAAAAUACGGUAGAGGUCGUGUACAAUAGCACGACGUUUGCCGGGACAACUUACAAUCGUGGAAAGCACAUUCCGCUCUCUGUCGUCCGGCAGAUUGAUUGUAACGGCGAUCUCAUGGAUGUCACUUUCCACGGGGAUAUGAUGAGGGAUAAGGUAUUGCCGGUGAAGAGUCGCAGUGACUGUAUGAUGUUUCCACCAUCACCUCCUCCCCGCUCCCGCUCGAGGGAACACCCCCAUCACAGCCACAGCCAUGACUGGAGCCACAGCCAUAGUCACAGCGACAGCGGGAGUCACGACAGAGGUUUCGAUGACUUCAACAUCGAACUUCCGCGGUUUGGACGAGAC
Molecule: messenger RNA, 690 nt
Organism: Mesorhabditis spiculigera
Lineage: Eukaryota; Metazoa; Nematoda; Chromadorea; Rhabditida; Rhabditidae
Source: the annotation of a GenBank genome assembly